Cyclospora cayetanensis is the source of this 1092-nucleotide messenger RNA. RefSeq names its product protein elav-like. The coding region runs from base 1 to 1092 and encodes 363 amino acids. NCBI's taxonomy places the organism in Eukaryota, Apicomplexa, Conoidasida, Eucoccidiorida, Eimeriidae. The transcript is spliced from 2 exons. The record is from RefSeq and is a predicted model, not a curated record.
AUGACAUCGCCGCAGGUGACACAGCGCAACAGGCAGACUGCGCUGCUGCAUCUCGUUCAAAGCGCGAACCGUCUCUCUAAGCCCGUCUGGCAUAGACCUACUGCUGCUGCUGCUGCUGCUGCUACUGCUGCUGCUGCUGCUGCUGCUACUGCUGCUACUGCUGCUGGCACGGCUUGCGAUGCUGCCGAUGGAGUAUUAGCGCCGCGUGCAACGGCCGAUGACGAGGAUGGAGCUGCGGAGGAUGGCCAUGCUCCGGAGAUUGACCUCUCCUUAGUUCGCGUUCUCGCUGUCGGCUGUGACCUCUUUGUUGACGAAGUGUUGCAAUCUGCUGCUGCCUACGCAAUGGCUAAGCGGCACCAGAAGCAGCACCCCUCAGCGCUCCACCAGAAGAAGCAGCAGCAACAGCAGCAGCAGACUCUGUUGCAGUGGCUGCAGCAGCCUGCCGUUAUUAGCGUCUCCGAAGUUGACUUGUGCCUUCAGCGUCUGUGGGGAGAGAAUGCGCUGCUCGCUUUGCAGGAGGAGCAGCAGCAGCAACAGCAGCAACAGCAACAGCUCAUGCCGGAGGAAGGACAGCAGCUUGCUGCGCUCUCAGAAACAAACUCUUCACUGUUGCAAGAGCAGCAGAGCAGCCGCCGCUGCAGUGUCAGCGCUGCGGAUUCCGGCGAGCAGGCAGCACCAGAAUGUGCGGCAACUGCAGAAGCGGGAGCAGCAGAUGAAGCAACAGAUGAAAUGGAGCUUCUCGAUGCUCUAUUCAGUGAUCCAGGAGCCGCUGCCGAGGACUCUAUUGCUGUUGCCGAUAGCAGCAGCGCGGCAGAGAGACACCAGCUCUCGUUGCAACAGGAUCUUGGGAAAACGCCGAUUCCGUCUGUCUUAGCCCCUUUUGGCGAACUGCCAGAUAGCAGCGCAAGAUAUCCUGCCCGAACAGGUGAUGAGGAGCUGCAGCGGCUGCUACAGGAGGCCUCAUCCCUUGCCUCCUCAGUGGCUCAGCAGUUUGUGCAGCUGCAGUCUAGCGCCGCAUCAGGGAAUGAGUCCAGGCAAACUGCGCCAAAGACUUUGUUGGACGUGUUUGACCAAGGGUUGUAUGACUCCUGA